AUGUCUCCUUCAGCUCCUACUUUUAGUCUACAACAUACUUUACCUAGACUUCCUAUACCUCGCUUAGAAGAAACAUGUGCACUCUAUCUAAAAUCACUUUUACCUCUUCAAACACCUGAAGAACAUGAGAAAUCAAAAGCCAUUGUCCAUGAUUUUCUCCAGAGUGAUUUAAGUCAGUCACUUCAACAGCGUCUGAUUGACCUCGAUCGUGUUUCUCCCAACAAUUGGUUAGAAGACAAUUUUUGGCUAAGAAAAGCUUACUUGGAAUGGCGCGAUCCUUUAAUGGUCAAUAGCAACUGGUACAUUCUUGGUCAAAAAGAUAAAGCACAUCCCAAACAAUUACUUUCAAACCAUGGUAUUCAACCGUCUCGUCUGUUUUCUCAUUUUCAGAUUAAAAGAGCUGCUCAUAUGAUUCGACGUGGUUUAGAGUACAAGGAAUUGAUUGAUAGAGAAGCGCUUCCUAUCGACAUGAUGAAAGGGGAUGCCGCAUUAUGCAUGUGGCAGAAUAGUCGUAUUUUUUCGGUAACACGAGUCCCUAUGUACCACUGCGACGCCAUUGUACAAGCAGAUCCUAAACAGGUACACCAUAUCAUUGUUCUUUUAAGGGACCAAGUCUAUCGUCUUGACGUCUACAAAGAACUCAAAAAGGGGUUUUGGGUAUUGCUGUCCACGGACGAGAUUGAAAAAUCACUUUUAAACUUAAUUCAUCAUGUUGAGACAUUAUCAAACCCUUCUCCUCCCAUCCCUUUACUCACGUCAUGGCAGCGUGAUAAAUGGGCUGUGGCUCGCAAUCAUCUGUUAACCCUUGAUCCUGAUCACCGAGACCAUCUCAAGACGAUCGAAGACGCCUUGUUUGCUGUGGCUCUGGACGACCAUUCGAACGGCACCGCCUAUCCUGCAUGGACCAAGACUGCCUUUUGUGGGCACCAACGACUAGGCCAUGGUCACAACCGCUGGUUUGACAAGUCCAUUACGCUCUUGAUAGAAAACAACGGUAUGUGUGCCAUGUCAGGCGAGCAUUCGCCUGUGGAUGCGGUGGUUGUCAGUUGGAUCUUUGAUUACAUGUUAAAAGAACCUACGCCCGGUGAACAUUCACAUCGGUUCAUCUACCCUUUGUCUGUAAGUGAGCCUGGUGGCUCUUUUGAGCAUUUGGUGUUCAGGAGUGAUGCUGUCUUGGACACCUAUCUAGCACAAGCACAAGAAGAGGCCAAUCAAGUCGCUGAGUUAUCUGAUUCGAACGUAUUGGUGUUUGAAGACUAUGGUACAGACUGGAUCAAGAAAGUAGGCCGUGUACCUCCUGAUGCCUUUUAUCAGAUGGUACUUCAACUCGCUUAUUACCGUGCACAUCAUCAAGUGACAGCCACUUAUGAAACAGCAGCGACACGUCGAUACUUGCGAGGAAGAACAGAAACGAUUCGUACCUUAAGUAUGGAAACAAAAGCAUUUGUGGAGGCCUUUGAUGUACCCGACACAACCAACAAAGAACGGUACGAACUUCUGGUGAAAGCAACAACAACGCAUCGACUGUACACACAAACAGCCAGUGAUGGCUAUGGUUGUGACCGCCAUUUAUUUAGCCUUCGACUGUUGAAUGCAGAUCAUCAAAUGUACGUGAAUGGCAAACGAGAGACAGUGCCUAUGCAUCCUAUCUUUACAGAUCCUGUGUUUGCUGAGUCACAGCAUUGGCGUCUCAGUACCUCGGGUCUUCAUGCUGGUAUUCGUUUGAUGGGAACUGGGUUUGGUACUGUGUAUCAUGAUGGUUACGGCAUUAAUUAUAUGGCUGCACCUCAGUUAGUCAAAUUUGGCAUUGAAUGCAAACAUGUAGCCCACACAAAAUCCACGGCUGAAUUUAUUCAAAUCAUUCAACAGGUCUUGAUGGACUUGAAAGCAGUAUGUCAAGAAGUCAACUUGGAUCAACAUGCCAAGCUGUAG
Messenger RNA from Gilbertella persicaria, 1932 nucleotides. RefSeq names its product acyltransferase ChoActase/COT/CPT. Bases 1 to 1932 code for a protein of 643 amino acids. The record is from RefSeq and is a predicted model, not a curated record. The transcript has 4 exons. Gene Ontology annotation, molecular function: acyltransferase activity. Lineage: Eukaryota; Fungi; Mucoromycota; Mucoromycetes; Mucorales; Choanephoraceae.